CCGAGCACACCUGCACCCGUGCACCAGGACUGCACCAACAACCUAACACACACACAUCUACAGAAACCCACAGAAACACACUUCAGCACACUGUUACCCCACUACACCUACACAGCCUGUCGCUGUGCAGGAUAUUACAGAUUUUAUAUUGUCAUUAUCACUGCAGGUUACGGACAGCAGCCAGGCCGAGAGGACGCUGAAUCACUGAAUAAAGCUUCUUUAUUACGUCACAUUUCACCAAAACCCCUGAAGCAGCUAUGAGACGUGGAGCGCUGUUACUGGUGUUCAGUGUUAUAUGGCAAUCAUCUUGCUUGAUCGCAGACAUCAAGACUUUAAACAUCCCUGGCAUCGCUGGAGAACCAUCAAUAUCUACUACUUACUUAACAGCCCCAGAUGUUUCCACUGAUCAUCUGUUCUCUGGCACAGACACAGCUAUAACUCCUCAGACCAAAGAUAAGACUGGAUCCUUAAAGGUCAUUAAGAUUUCAACAGAGUCAACCAUCACUACAGUUCCUAAAGCACACACUCAAAUCACAUUGCAGAGAUCCGAACACAUGGAUACAUCCACAGUCUCAGAGACACAGACAGACAAUUCACUGAUUACAGCUGCCCGCAGUGCAUCAUCUGCUACUGUACUAACCUCAACUUCAACUAACAUUUCAAUAGCUACAGAUAAAUACACGUCUUCAAAUAGUAGAAAUGAAAGUUUUGUCACAUCAGCAGGACUCCAAACACAUCAAGAGAAUUCAUCUCAAAAUAUUACAUUAGAAUUACCAUUCACUUCUGAAACCUCUAGAACUUCUAGAACAGAAUUUAUACCCAUCCUACAGAGUAACCACACAUCAUCACCUAACCCAUACCAGGGUAACGCCAACACUUCAAAGAACAUCAAAAUUACAGCCAGUUCUUCAGGCGAUGCUUCAUUUACAAUUUCAGAGGACAUAACCGAGAACAUCUCAGCAUUAUCAGCAAUGUCAGCUUCAGACCUCAGUGCCAAGUCUUCCAGGCCAGCUCCACAAAAUAACCUGAUUAAUCAGAUAAAUUUACAAUCCAAACCACCAGCAAUCACUAAUAAAAUAAACAAUCCAACACCCUUUACAACAGCACGUCUUCAACAAGUAGACAAGUCUGCAUACCAGCGAAUGGAAUCUGAUCCUUCACCUGUUCCCACUACCUUAGACACAUCUCUCGCAAGCCCACCUACAAAUUCAGAAGCAUCAAUUUCCCAGGAAGGCAAAAACCCAUAUAUUUCAACCACUGACUUCAAUCCUGUUUCAAUAUUGGGACUCACAGCUCAACCAAAACUAAUGUCCACAAAAAAUGGCAACUCUGACUCAAAAGGCAAUAGUUCUAACAAAAGCCCUGUCACAUUAAAUUCAAUCAUAGCAUCAUAUCCACCAAUAAUAAACACAAAUCUACCAGACAUUGACCUUAAACCAUCUAUAGAAUCAGUCAGUUACAACACUUUAUUCACAGACAGCAAACCCACCAUUCAAGAUUUUGAGACAACCACAGAACCUGAAACAUUGGCCCAAUCAGUGCUGACCACAACUCUUGCAGCUUCUACCAGUGAAACAGAUGAUCCUACAAUAUAUACAACCACAACCACAAAUUCAACUGAUUCUUCAGCUGGUACUGGAAUCUAUUCUACUGAAGUUCAGGUCACAGCUACAUCCAUAUCUGGAGAUGUUAAGACUUUCUCUACAAUCACCUUGGACUCUUUAUCCAUCAACCAGAGUGAGGAAUCCCAACAAUUUACUGGUGCAACAUCUUCUGAACCCAAUCAGACAAGAAGUCAAACAGGGGAGACCAUCAAUACACUGGAGACCGCCCAAAUGACAACACAUUCAAGCUUAUCAGGAGUAACCUCUAAAGGAAAAUCCGAGCCUCUAACUGAUAGUACCUCAGCAUCUUCAUCUAAUUUAUCAGUCGACUCUAUUACAAGUUCUCUUACCAACAGUACUGCAAAUACCAAAAGUGUUCAAGGUUCUCCAGACAAAAGGUCCGAACAUUUUCAGUCAAAUAAACCAGUCAACAACAUCACACCAUCCACAGCCAACAAACCCACCAUUCAAGAUUUUAAAACAACCACAGAACCUGAAACAUUGGCCCAAUCAAUGUUGAUCCCCACUUUUCCACCUUCUACAAGUAAAACAGAUGAUCCUACAAUAUCUACAAGCAGAGGACUAAUUCACUCAAAUUCAAGCAUUUAUAGAAACUCAAAUGAUUCUUCAGCUGGUACUGGAAUAUAUUCUACUGAAGUUCAGGUCACAGCUACAUCCAUGUCUGAAGAAUCUGGUACUCCAAAUGUGUCGACUACUGAAUCCAACAGUCCAGCAGCAACUGACUGGUUUACAACCAGGUCCCCUUUUCCACCAACAGAAGCAAAUAUAUCACCCUUAUCUUCAACUGUAACACCUACAGACACUUUACACUCCCAUCCAACCAUUACUUCCGAUUCAGAUUCAACACUAACAACAGUCCAGACAUCCUCGCCUACACCCACAGAGUCACUGCCAACAACCAUGGUUUCAUCAUCAAAUCCAUCAAAUGGUGUCACUCUCCAAACCGCUGCAUCCACAACUCCUAAAAGUGCUGAAACCACUAACCCUGAGCUACACACCAUAUCAAGUAAAGAAACAUCUUCACUGGACCACACUACACUUCCUCUAUCUCCAACAACUAUUGAUUCAAAUGCAGAAACAACAAAAUUAACAAGUGCAGAAGGCUCCAUACAUGAAAAAGCGUCAACUACAAUAAUGGAGGCAACAUCUUCUGAACCCAACCAGACAAAAAGUCAAACAGGCGUGACCAUCAAUACACUGGAGACCACCCAAAUGACAACACAUUCAAGCCCAUCAGGAGUAACCUCUAAUGGAAAAUCUGAACCUCUAACUGAUAGUACCUCAGCAUCUUCAUCUAAUUUAUCAGUCGACUCCAUUACAAGUUCUCCUACCAACAGUAAUGCAAAUACCCAAAGUGUCCAAAGUUCUCCAUCCCUAAAUUCUUCUGUAACCCAGACUCCAUAUGCAGACUCUGAUAGCAUCACUUCAAAUACUGACCAGAGUCUUGAUUCAGCAAGUAUGACUUUCACAACCAAAACAGAACCUAAACCCACACCUGAACCUAAAUCUUUCUCUACAAUCACCUCAGACUCUUUAACCAUGGACCAGAGUGAGGAAUCCUCACAAUUUUCUGGUGCAACAUCUUCUGAACCCAACCAGACAAAAAGUCAAACAGGAAUGACCAUCAAUACACUGGAGACCACCCAAAUGACAACACAUUCAAGCUUAUCAGUAGUAACCUCUAAAGGAAAAUCUGAACCUCUGUCUGAUAGUACCUCAGCAUCUCCAUCCAAUUUAUCAGUCGACUCUAUUACAAGUUCUCUUAACAACAGUACUGCAAAUGCCCAAAGUGUUCAAAGUUCUCCAGCCCUAAAUCCUUCUGUAACCCAGACUCCAAAUGCAGACUCUGAUAGCGUCACUUCAAAUACUGACCAAAGUCUUGAUUCAUCAAGCAUGACUUUCACAACUAAAACAUCACCUAAACCCACAGGCUCUAGCAGGUCCGAACAUUUUCAGUCAAAUAAACCAGUCAACAACAUCACACCAUCCACAGCCAACAAACCCACCAAUCAAGAUUUUAAAACAACCACAGAACCUGAAACAUUGGCCCAAUCAAUGUUGAUCCCCACUUUUCCACCUUCUACAAGUAAAACAGAUGAUCCUACAAUAUCUACAAGCAGAGGACUAAUUCACUCAAAUUCAAGCAUUUAUAGAAACUCAAAUGAUUCUUCAGCUGGUACUGGAAUAUAUUCUACUGAAGUUCAGGUCACAGCUACAUCCAUGUCUGAAGAAUCUGGUACUCCAAGUGUGUCGACUACUGAAUCCAACAGCCCAGCAGCAUCUGACUGGUUUACAACCAGGUCCCCUUUUCCACCAACAGAAGCAAAUAUAUCACCCUUAUCUUCAACUGUAACACCUACAGACACUUUACACUCCCAUCCAACCAUUACUUCCGAUUCAGAUUCAACACUAACAACAGUCCAGACAUCCUCGCCUACACCCACAGAGUCACUGCCAACAACCAUGGUUUCAUCAUCAAAUCCAUCAAAUGGUGUCACUCUCCAAACCGCUGCAUCCACAACUCCUAAAAGUGCUGAAACCACUAACCCUGAGCUACACACCAUAUUAAGUAAAGAAACGUCUUCACUGGACCACACUACACUUCCUCUAUCUCCAACAACUAUUGAUACAAAUGCAGAAACAUCAAAAUUAACAAGUGCAGAAGGCUCCAUACAUGAAAAAGCAUCAACUACAUUAAUGGAGGCAACAUCUUCUGAACCCAACCAGACAAAAAGUCAAAGCAGCGUGGCCAUUAAUACACUGGAGACCAAUCAAUUGACAACACAUUUAAGCUUAUCAGGAGUAACCUCUAAUGGAAAAUCUGAACCUCUAACUGAUAGUACCUUAGUAUCAUCAUUUAAUUUAUCAGUCGACUCUAUUACAAGUUCUCCUACUAUCAGUACUGCAAAUGCCCAAAGUGUCCAAAGUUCUUCAGUCCUAAAUCCUUCUGUAACCCACACUUUAAAUGCAGUCUCUGAUAACAUCACUUUAAAUACUGACCAGAUUCUUGAUUCAUCAAGUAUGACCUUCACGACCAAGACAGAACCUAAACCCACAGGAUCUAGCAGCUCUGAACAUUUUCAAUCAAAUACAGGCAAUUUCCUCACGUCACAAUCAAUCAAAUCGUCUCAAACAACUUUUAUGUCGACUGACUCCAGCAAAGAACUGCCAAACAUUCCAACUGAAACAUCUAUAGAAUCACCAGUCAACAACAAUACAUCAUCCACAGCCAACAAACACACAAUUCAAGAUUUUGAGACAACCACAGAACUUAUAACAUUGGAUCAAUCAAUUUUGAUCACUACUUUUACACCUUCUACAAGCGAAACAGAUGAUCCUACAAUAUCUACAAGCACAAGUCUAAUUACAUCAGAUUCAAGCAUUUAUAGAAACUCAGCUGAUUCUUCAGCUGGUACUGGAAUCUAUUCUACUGAAGUUCAGGUCACAGCUACAUCCAUGUCUGGAGAUGUUAGGUCUUUCUCUACAAUCACCUCGGACUCUUUAUCCAUCAACCAGAGUGAGGAAUUCCCACAAUUUACUGGUGCAACAUCUUCUGAACCCAACCAGACAAAAAGUCAAACAGGCGUGACCAUCAAUACACUGGAGACCACCCAAAUGACAACACAUUCAAGCCCAUCAGGAGUAACCUCUAAUGGAAAAUCUGAACCUCUAACUGAUACUACCUCAGCAUCUUCAUCUAAUUUAUCAGUCGACUCUAUUACAAGUUCUCCUACCAACAAGUGA
Molecule: messenger RNA, 5369 nt
Organism: Astyanax mexicanus (Mexican tetra)
Lineage: Eukaryota; Metazoa; Chordata; Actinopteri; Characiformes; Acestrorhamphidae
Exons: 5
Coding region: 258-5369 (1703 amino acids)
Source: RefSeq, a predicted model, not a curated record